AUGGCGGGGAAGGUGGUGAAGCGAGCCUUCUGGGAGAACAGCUUCCUGGACCGCAGCUCGCUCUCCGAUACGCUCGUGCUCAACCUCAAGAGGUUCACCGUCCAGUCGCAGGGAGGAGGGAACGUGAAGAUUAACGACUUCCUGUCCUUCCCGCAGGUGAUCGACCUUGCCCCCAUCACACGGCCGGUCUCGGAGACCAGGUCGCUGGACGCUCCUGCUCCCUCCAGCACCUCCGACGACCCUCUCCUCUACGGCCUCGUGGGCAUCAUCGUGCACAAGGGAGAGGCGACGCACGGGCACUACUACAGCCUGGUGAAGCAUGCGACAGGGGUGUGGUACAAGGUAGACGAUGAGAAGGUGGGGAUUUUCGAGGAGAGCCAGAUAGCGGAGGAGUGCUUCGGGGGGGUCAACAUCAAGACCAAGUCGUACAGGGUGGAAAAGAAGCCCAAGAACUACAACGCCUUCGUCCUCUUCUACCGGAGGAUGCAA
Messenger RNA from Guillardia theta CCMP2712, 489 nucleotides. RefSeq lists its product as hypothetical. Gene Ontology annotation, biological process: protein deubiquitination. Gene Ontology annotation, molecular function: cysteine-type deubiquitinase activity; cysteine-type endopeptidase activity. The annotation marks the transcript as partial. The record is from RefSeq and is a predicted model, not a curated record. The transcript has a single exon. Lineage: Eukaryota; Cryptophyceae; Pyrenomonadales; Geminigeraceae. Gene Ontology annotation, cellular component: cytosol; nucleus.